AUGUCAAGAAGGGUGGUCGAAAAGACGGAGGGGAAGGCCGUGCGAAAGGUGUCUCCUCGCCGCACCCAGGUAUUCAGAGACUAUAUUAAGCUUUCUGCGGAGUUUCAGUAUCGAUGGAUCUGGAGUCCUAGAAGCGUAGGAGAAAGACGAACACCACGGCCAGGGACACAGAGACAUGUCAGGAGGGAGUAA
This is a messenger RNA of Sclerotinia sclerotiorum 1980 UF-70, 192 nucleotides long. RefSeq lists its product with no specific name. The transcript is spliced from 3 exons. Lineage: Eukaryota; Fungi; Ascomycota; Leotiomycetes; Helotiales; Sclerotiniaceae. The record is from RefSeq and is a predicted model, not a curated record. The coding region runs from base 1 to 192 and encodes 63 amino acids.